AUGAAAGUUGAGACAUCAAAACGUGAUUUGCAUUUGGAUCGCAGUGAGCUUGAGACUAAGUGCCGUGCUAAUGUGGAACCAUUUAAGAUUGGAUCCUACCUUGCUUUGGGACUAGCGGGAUACCACGAUCAAAUCCAGAGUGAUCUGGACUAUAGCAGGAUACUACUUUACGGAGAUCAUCAGUACUUCUACGAGGUUUUUUCCUUAGCUUGUAUUCGAUGCCUACUCUUUAUAUAUGUCACUUCCGUCCCCCAAUCCCCUUCCCUCAGGAGUGAAGUUGCUUUCCUUGGGUCAAAUGUGGCAUUUCUUCUAUUAUACGAUACCGUAGAAAUGGAAAUGGGAAGGAAGGAUUCAUGGAUGCACAGAAUAUUCUGGGGAAGAAGCUCUUUGGCUGUUGUGCUAGAAUCAGAUGUGGUUGAGCUAGUGGGAUAG
Messenger RNA from Dovyalis caffra, 432 nucleotides. Lineage: Eukaryota; Viridiplantae; Streptophyta; Magnoliopsida; Malpighiales; Salicaceae. The record is from the annotation of a GenBank genome assembly.